AGAGAUGCCAAUGACUAUUUCUCUGCCGAUGAAGAUAUAGAUUCUGAACUCGAUGCCUUCUUAAAGUACUACAGAAACAUAAACAAGUGCAGCGUUGGAUGUGAUGCCAAUAUACAUCACGCAAUAUGGGGUAGCAGAGAUAUAAAUACCAGAGUGUUACAGAAUAUUUUUCAAUAGAUUAUGCUAGAGACAAAAGAUUUCGAUUUAACGGGAACUCAUCGGGCUAAUGAUACUGAUCGUCCAGUGGAAAACCUUAAUCACGUCCUAGUUACGAAUGAAUCAACCUUUAGCAAAGUUUAUAAAUCCGAUAGCUUAACAGCAAACUCUGGUUCAGUAAAUUUGGCGCAAUCAACGAUCGAUUGUACAAGCUGUGAUGAAUCUGAAGAAAGCGAUACACGGGACAACGUGCCAAACAGUUUACAGGGUUCUCUUAUCUCAACCACCGAUUCACCACAGAAACAUGAAUGUAAACUUUGUAGGAAAAUAUUCCUUCAUAAAAAGAGCCUUAUCGAACACGACUGGGUACAUCGCGGCGAACGACCUUUUCAUUGCGAUCUCUGCGAUAAGACUUUCGUUAGGAGAAGUAGGCUUCUACUUCAUCGGAAUAUGCACGCUAAUGAAAGGCCAUACAAGUGCACCAUAUGCGGUAAAGAUUUUCCACUCAGCACUACUCUAUCUCAACACAUGCGCUUGCAUACGGGUGAGCGACCGUUUGAGUGUACCGUAUGCGGUAAAGAUUUUACACACAAAUCUACUCUAACCAGACACAUGCGUCUCCAUACUGGUGAGCGACCUUACAAGUGCACCGUGUGCGCUAAAGAUUAUAUCUACAGCAAAUCUCUGGUCGAGCACAUGCGCUUUCAUACUGGUGAACGGCCGUUCAAGUGCACCGUAUGUGGCAAAGAAUAUACACACAAACCUACUCUAACCAGACACAUGCGUGUUCAUACUGGUGAACGACCUUUUAAAUGCACUGUGUGCGGUAAAGGUUUUAUCCAAGACUUUACCCUUACCGUACAUAUGCGCCUUCAUACGGGGGAACGGCCACACAAGUGCACCAUAUGCGGCAUAGAUUUUGUCCAAAAAAACAAGCUGAACGAUCAUAUGCAUGUUCAUGCGGAUGAGUAUCGGUACAAGUGUGAUGUUUGUGGGAAACAAUUCAUAGACGGCUAUCGCUUGAAUCAACAUCUGGGCAGCCAUGUCGAUAUCCCGACACAAAACGAGAACAAGCUCAUAUCCUACCAAACACGAGACGACGUGCAAAAUAACGAGAAUGCUACUAACAGUCUGCAGACAACACCUUCCACCCCACCCAUAGAUUAUCUGCGGCGAAACGAAUGCGAGAUUUGCGGGAAACGAUUCGUUCAAAAGUGCCACCUCGUCGACCACAUGCGGUUACAUCGCGACGAACGACCUUUUUCUUGUGACGUUUGCGAUAGGGCGUUUGCCAAAAAGUAUACCCUCACCGAACAUAUGCGGCUUCAUACGGCUGACUAUCGAUACAAGUGUGAUGUGUGUGGCAAAGGAUUCAAUGCCGUUACUCAUUGGAACGAGCACAAGGCCACUCAUACCGGUGAGCGACCACACAAGUGUGAUAUUUGCGGGAAAGGUUUCCUCCGGAUUUCCUUACGCAACAAACACCGCGAGGGUCACAAGUAGUGUUCGGGAGUAUGUGUUGCUCCAUCAAGAUAAUCAAAACCAACUCUGCCAUGGCCUCAACCGUUGACCGUAACCCAUCCCAUCCGAUACCUACGGCACCCAGUCUCGAGGAUCUAAACUCAGCAUCGACUUCAGCCGCAUCCACUGGCAGUAGUAGC
Molecule: messenger RNA, 1817 nt
Organism: Topomyia yanbarensis
Lineage: Eukaryota; Metazoa; Arthropoda; Insecta; Diptera; Culicidae
Product: E3 ubiquitin-protein ligase RNF185-like
Exons: 5
Coding region: 181-1659 (492 amino acids)
Biological process (GO): ubiquitin-dependent protein catabolic process; regulation of transcription by RNA polymerase II
Cellular component (GO): chromosome; endoplasmic reticulum
Molecular function (GO): metal ion binding; ubiquitin protein ligase activity; chromatin insulator sequence binding
Source: RefSeq, a predicted model, not a curated record